Messenger RNA from Brassica napus (rape), 3507 nucleotides. Its product is annotated as leucine-rich repeat extensin-like protein 6. The transcript has a single exon. Bases 275 to 670 code for a protein of 131 amino acids. NCBI's taxonomy places the organism in Eukaryota, Viridiplantae, Streptophyta, Magnoliopsida, Brassicales, Brassicaceae. The record is from RefSeq and is a predicted model, not a curated record.
CAUGUGAUAGCCGACGAUUUCACAAUACAAUGUAUUUUCUUCUUCAUUAAUUUCAUAGCAAAUGUAAAGUAUUAUUAUAGUAUUUUCAUCUUUAGCUAUCAAUAGAAAAAAACGAAAAAUUGGACAAAAGUAUACAGUCUUGAAGAAGUAUAUCAGUCCCAUGCAUCCUCUUAGCAAACAAGACCACCUUCAUAAACAUAAACAUUUUUACGUAUAAGCAAAUUGAAAAAUCACCCAAGACUCUCUUUAUUCGAUUCUUAAAACAGUUCUCAACAUGCCGGAAGCUUCUCGCCGCUCAAAACCUCUCGCUGUCACUAUCUUCAUGGCGAUCGCGUUUCCGAUGAUGAUCAACGCAUUGGAUUCUUCAUCCGCAAGAAAACUCGACGAGGAACCAAUAAAAUGCACGCCUUGUCUCCAAAAGUCUCCUCCUCCUCCGUCACCUCCACCACCGUCUCCUUCUUGUCCUCCUCCACCACGGCCUCCUACUCCCCCGAAGACGUCUUACUGUCCGCCUCCUCCGUCGACUUACAUAUACAUGACGGGUCCACCAGGAGAGUUGUAUCCCGUUGACCAACAGUUUGGAGCGGCUGCUGCCAAGAGCUUUAGGGUCGUGAAGGUCUCUGGUCUGAUCGCGUUUGGAGUUAUGGGUUUCUUGAUGAGCAUGACUUAAUGGAUUUUCCAUCGUUAGUUCAUCGGUAUAAUUAUGUUCCUGAUAACUCAUAGUUAUUGUCGAGAAAUUAUCGAUUUACAUUAUGUUUUUAUCUCAAGUUAGGACCGAACUAUCAUUUUUCUCUGUACCAACAAUUCUAAUGAAUAUGCUUAUUUAUUUAUCUUGUGUUUACAGAGGUAUUUAUUCUGGAAGUAUGUGAUAUAUCCUCAAAAUGGAAUGUUUGUUGAAUGGUUAAAUAAAAUGUUUUUUCUUAAGGUUACAAAGUAGGCGUAGUUAGAGUUAAAAAUGCAAUUUAAGUAAUUAUGUGCGUAGAUGAAGUCUGGAUCCCAAUGUCGCAUUAUGUGACUAUUCUCCUAUUGUCCGACUUUGUUGUGAUGAUUUCCCACGCUGCACCAUUUCGAAUUCCCUGUCACUUUGAUUGAAAACCUAUCUUGCUUAACUUAUUUAACAGUAGUUUAUGCUUAUUGUCAAAGAGGAUAGGUAAUUCCAUCUUAUUAUUGUAUUGAACAAGAUUGAAUAAUGAAAGUAAGUUUGUGUUCAAAAAAAAACGAAAGUAAUUUUUUUUUCAUUUUUUUUAAGCUAUGAGCAAAAGAAAACUUAGAGAAUUUUCGUAUGAUAAGUAAUAAAAAGGUGAUUACAUUUGAUAAAACUUUCAAGAAAAGUCAAAUGUUGUUGUCAUCAUCAGAAUUCUUGCCUAAAUAAAUGAAUUUUAAUAAAUAUAUUUUAGAGCUAGAGAGAAUUAGAGGAACGUAGGUGGAAAGAACUAACAUUUAACAUAAGAUGCCAAGCCAAGAAAUUUUCAUUUCAACUUUCAAAUUCUCAAUCGAUUAAUAAGUUUACGAUGCAUAUACUUUUUUAUAGCCUAACAAUUUGCAUACCGAAUCCAAAAUAUUGCCUAAACGCUGUAAACAAUUACUAAGAAAAAAUCAUUUAAAGCGUGUCUAGUGAAUGAGGAGCUAAAAUAGAAGAACUGUAUAGGUAGAAACGGUUUAAUCAAUUACUUUGCUUAAAUGGAAAAAUAUCCACCGUUUAUGUGUAUUCUUGGCCCACUCCACCUCAUAUGUUGCUUUGUUAUAAACAUAUAAAGAGAAUAGAUAACAAAGGAUGGAAGAGAAGGAAAAAACAAGAAUAAACAGAUUAGGCUCCCCUCUUUCGUUUGUUUUUUCAAAGGCUUUCCCAUUGUAUAAUUUGAUAAGGUGGGAAAUAAUAGAGCAAAUCACAGCCUGGGAUUAAUUAUUAACUCUUAUCAUCUAAGCUACUAGCGAGUGAUACACAUGCAUGUGAUAUAUGUCGUGGUUUUUUUCAUGCCGUGUGUAAUAAUAUUCUCCAAGUGGUCCUCAACUCCGUUACAACAAAAAAUGGAUAAGCAUUUUGGUACCUCUUACACACGAAAAUGUUUACAUGAUUUUAGUUAUCACAUAUUGAAUGUAAAAAUAAAGUUUCGUCUAAAUCUAUCUCUAUGUUAAUAACAAAAAUUAUAUUUAUUAUUUAUUUCUUGAGAAAGAGAAAUUAGUCUCUAUAUUUUCUUCCCUCCUCUGUUACAGCAACAAGCAAAGAAGCUCCCUAACAAAAAGCGAGCAACUCGUAUUUUCUAUCACUAACGUGUAACGUAAAGUUUAAACGUUUCACAUAUAUAUAUUAUAUUCGAGAAGUUUGACGUUGCAUAUAUACUAAUAUGAUAAUAACCCGCCAAUAUGUAUGCAGUUUAACAGUAAAAUAGUAUUGUUUUCUUAAUUCAUUUUCAUUAUGCAUAUCAAGCGGUGACUUGGAUCAUUCAUGAAUUUCUCGACGAAGGACAAAAUCAUACAGCCAAGUAUCAUAAUUUACAAGACAACAAGUGUAUCGGAGCCACAAUACACGUUAGACUUCAUUGACAUUGUUAGUCGUCACUAUCCAACAUUUUCAUCACUUGUCUUUUGUGACUUGUCUUAAAUCACUUAAAUGAAUAUAUGUUUUUUUUAUAAAACAAUGUAACCAAAUUUUUUUCUUAAAAAAGCCCCUUCACUUAAUGGUUUCUAGGCCUAAUGGUUUCCACUCAGACUCAAUCACACAACAAGUAAGAGAGAAAAAUAAUCUCCUACUUCUCUCUUUUCUCUUACUAAAAACAUUUGUUUGCUUAUCAUUAAAAAAGUCUCCCAUAAAAAAAAAGAAAACGAUGGCCAUGAUGAGUAAACGUUGCAGUCACCUCUUAAGUCUACUGUUCGUCUCUACUCUUCUGAGCUUCCCUUUCAUAACCAUAUCGGAGACGCCGUGUCCGUACCCUUGUUACCCUCCUCCAACUGGAGGUGGCUCAACUCAACCGGCCGGUUAUUACCCUCCUCCAACUGGUUAUUAUCCUCCUCCAACCGGUUAUUACCCUCCUCCAACUGGAAAUGUACCCAACUACCCUUCUCCACCGUACGUCGGAGGUGAUUCCGGUGGCGGAUAUUACGGUCCUCCACCGCCUGACCCUAUCUUGCCUUACUUCCCGUUCUACUACAGAAAGCCUCCUCAUCAGACGGAUCAGUCAUCAUCUUCAUCUGUUUCUGUGGGAUCAACGGUCAAGAUUGUAACGGUGGCAAGUGUUCUUGCGUUGCUUUUGGGUAAAGUCUAGUUUAUAAGUUAAAAUAAUUUUCGCUAGAUGAAACUUUAUGUUACUUGAUUACUAUAUAAGAAGUGCGGUGAUGCUAAAUGAUAUGCUUUUGUUAGUGUAAAGAUGAAUCAACAAGUUUGUUAGUGUAUAGGGUUUAAACCUAUAGGCUUAUUAUUAGAACUUUAUUCGAUCCUACUUUUGCUUUUGCAUUAUUGUUAUGUUUAAUUAAAUGUAGUUUUUAAAAGAAAAUUACUUCAUGUUAUUA